ACUGCCGUUCGUGUCGCGAAGCUUGUUCCGUGACCGGACCGGAGGCUCAAGCCAGGGGCUCAGGUUGCCUGGGUCCCGGGUCGCGACCUUCGGGCACCGAGUCCAAGCUCCUAGGUGGGCAACGAAGAUGACAACGUGCGUCACGAGCAGGAGGAGGGAGACGGGGAGGAACCCUUCUGAGACAACAUGGAAAGUGACUGCCGAGUCAUUCCAACACUGGACGUGUAUAACCAGCGGAUUCUCGACGACUCAGCGUACGGCACUGUCUCCAAAACAGACCGGCUCUGUCGGCGCGACCUGGAAGAAAGUCACAUGCAGCAGGGACUGCUCUACGACGAAAGUGCCUGCGAGGGAGAGCGCCCUGUGCAUUGUAGGACUCAUGCGGGGCAUGCUGCAGAGGGAUCCGUGUCCGACGAUGAAGAGACGGUGGAGAGCAUAGAGAACCUGGAGGACUUGAAAGGCCACACGGUCCAGGAGUGGGUCACCCAGCUGGGGCCCAAGACAGAAAUCUACAACCGCUUCAAGAAUUUCCUCCGCACCUACGUGGACGAGCAGGGCCACAAUCUUUACAAGGAGAAGAUCGAACAAAUGUGUGAAGGGAACGGGCACAGCCUGGAGGUGAGUUACACCACGCUGGCAACAGCAGAUCAGAUGGUGGCCUACUUCCUGCCGGAGGCGCCCUCAGAAGUGCUGGUAAUCCUGGAUGAAGCCGCCAAGGACAUUGUCCUGGGGAUGUUCCCGCAGUACGAGCGGAUCACCGGGGAGAUCCGCGUCCGUAUCACCGACCUGCCCCUCAUCGAGGAAAUAUGCAGCCUCAGCCGGUUGGACCCGAAUCAGUCGGUCCGGACGGCUGGUGUGACGACGAACGUGACGGGAACCCUGCUGCUACUGUUCCUGAUCAAGUACAUCUGCGUCAAGUGCGGCCAUGUCCUGGGGCCCUUCGUCGAGUUGCGGAACUGGGGGUUCGAGCCGGGGCCCUGUCCCGAGUGCCGGAGUGUGGGCCCCUUCGCCGUAAAGAGAGAGCAGUGUCGCCCGAGAUGUCACCAAGUCGACGCAGCCCUAGCGCCGCUCCGUACAAGCUUCCUCGCCAUGGACGAUGACGAGUACGGAAGUGAAUGCUUCCCGAGAUCUGAAUACAAAACCAGGUUCAGUGAAACCAGUGCGUUUGAAAUGUCGGACCCAGAGUACUGGGGUACGUACUUCCGUUCAACGGCCAGUGACGACGACUGCGAUAGGUUAUCAAACUUGAAAUCGAAAGACUACCAUAACCAUUACACAAACGCACCCCACGCCACGUCGGUCAGCGCCGGUACUUUCCACAGCCCGUGGCAACGUACGCAGUACAGCGAGAUAUUUCACGCAACGCCGGAGGCACCGAGACUGGUCUACGAGCCUGCUUUUCUGUACGAUUUGUUGCUUGCGUAUAAGAAAUCUGUUUGUGUGAGGGUUGAAAAUCUUUUCAACAAGAGGGAAGUGGCAGAUAAAAAAAUGGAAGUGUAUUUUGCAAAUGAGUAUCCUUGUAUUCUGGUGAAGAUAGAGGAAUUCAACAAUGUUCCCAAGGAAACGCGUAGCUUGUACAACAUUGCAAUAGCUUAUUUUGUUGCUAUAACUAACAAGAUUGCUCAAUUAGAUAAUAUUCCUGUUGAAUUAGUCAUUAGGUCAAGUUUUGGUCACAAUAUUCCAAGCGUCGCACAAACGAGGACUAGCUUUAGGAUUAAUAUUGGAAUCGUUCCAGAAAUUUAUACGGAAGUGUUAGUUAAGAGCCUGAUUGAAUUAAACGAUAGGGUUUUAGUGCCGCUUUUUAAUUUGAAGUUCCUAUUAAAUUUAGAUGCAGUGCAGAUUAAGAACCAUAAUGAAGAAGUCGCAAAGUAUAACGAUCGGAAGAAAAGCAACGAAAAGUCACAACUUGUGAGUAUGUGGUCGGAAAACGAAGCUUUAUUUCAGAUAUUAACCAAAGUUGGUGAUUAUACGGGAAGGAGAGUAUCCGCUCACAUUAUUAGGAGAGAAAAGCACAUUGAUUUACUCGCAAAUUACGUAUCUGAAGAAUUGGAUCGGUCUCAACCAAACCUCGGUAACCCUCUCAUAAAGCUCCUGGCACAAUUGUCGUAUUGCGAAAGACUGGUCUUAAAUGUGGUCGAAGAAGACUACAACAAGAUCUCAUUGCACAAAUUUUCGGUUGAGGAAGAAAAUCCGCAAAUUAGGAGAGACUUUGUAUUUUGGCGUGUUAUGCAGUAUGUCGUAUUAGCCUUGGACGUAAGGGGGAUACCCGAAGCUAUGGAUGCACGUAGGCUGACUGGUUUGUACGGCACACUCGAGAAGCUAAACUUGGAAUUCAUCAGAAAUAGUGGCUGCCAAGAAGCUCAGGACGGGUGCGGAAGCGACAGCGAUUGCGAAGUGUGUGGCGCUCCAGCUUUUUAUUCUAAAAAGCUCACGGUCGCCACCGGCAUGAGGGCAAUUAACCUGGCUCAAUUUCUGUCAAUAUACCAUUUGCGACAGUCGGGUUUUAACCCUCGAGCGUAUGCCGAAAAAUGUUUUUUCGAGACAAAGGAAGCAAUCGAAACAGUGAGCGACAUCUUCACUUUGUUAGGCUUACAAGGUAGCACGCAGCAGCAUCGCGGUGACGCCACGGUGAGGUAUGUUGACCUGAGCUACUGCGCAGCCUGCGGCCCCGAAUCCAUUAGCAUGAAGGACGUCCUGAACCGGAUAUCAAAGAACGACGUCGUAGUUCUUGAUUACACGAGCACAAAUACUGAGAAGAUAAGUAUGGCCGUGAGCAUUUUUAUCAAGAAGGUAGAAGUCGUAAUACUGGUGAAUAGCGGGCUCAAAAAUGAGCAGCUUGGAGCCGACAUGAAUCCUUACGGGACGAUUAGAAUCGUUGCAAAGGAUCGUCGUUUACUCAAUGAGCUGUAUUUUGUGUUGAAGAAAGUCUUGGAACAAGGGGAGGAGCUGCUGCCGAAACAUUUACAUCGCAUUAGAAAAGCGUACAAGAACGCUGGAGCUGUUGUGACCAAUAAGGCAAUUUAUAAAGUGAUGUGUAGGAAGUCAAGUGGUGAUCUAGACCAUGAAAAAAGUAUAGCCCAUAAAUCUAGUUUAUCAAAAGAAAAGUUUAACACUCUAGCUUGUUGACGAUGGCGAGUCUUAAGAGAAAUGUGCUAACUUGCGAAUGCUGUUCUCUAAGCUGCUCUAGUAACUUCUUUAAAGUUAGCAGUUAUACACUCAAACACCUUUAUAAUGAAUGCCUCUACUAUGAAAACACCCCAUUAAUGAAUUAAAAUAAAGUCCCGGCCAAUCUCCUGCGGGCUCAGUGUGUUGCUCUGACUGCUACAACGAAUUCCUGUUUAACAAAAGCAAAAAAAAGCGGUAUCAUGAAUUGUCUAGGUGAAAAGUAAUUGAUAUCACAUUAAUUGUUGCUCUCAAGUGACGCGCUGAGAAAAGAUGAAUACUGCGGGAGUGGCAAUGACUGGAAGUGCAACUGCGCUGUGCACUCUCUGUUUUGGGUCUAAAUAAUUUGUUAGUGUGCAGCCUUGUGUCUGGAUGGCGCUACAUGACUACGUUGCUGUUGCUGUAUAGAAAGCCUGUAUGCAGCAAUGUAGUCACCAUAGUCACGUAGCACCAUCUGGACACAGAAUUGCAAACUAACAAAUUUAAGAUGCCUGGAUUCUGCUGUGCGAACUUUUGCCUCACAUGUUCCAGGGUUCGAUGUGCUAGCAUACUCGGCCACCAUUUUCCGUUUUAAUAAGUCAAAAUUGUUUUUCCUAAAACGCCUCGAAUAUCACGCAGCUAAUUAAAAUGCGAUAGCACAAAUUCAGUUUCGCGUGAACGAUUUUUCGCGCUCAACUUCAACAAAGUUAGCUGCUACGAAAAACUUUGCCGGCCCCGCAGACUUCAUUAUAAAGGCGUUUGACUGUACACUGUGGUUGGAUUAAGUUAGCCUGUUACAGAGAUGUGUUUAAAUUUGUGGCUGAUUGAAGUGUUGAAACAAAUCAAUUAUAUUUUGAGGCAAGAAACAACCGAAGUUAUUGAUAGAUUACAAGGGUGAAUCAGGCCGUUUACUGUCUCUUUAUAAAUGUUGAAUUGCAGAAUUAAUUUUUUGAGAUUGAAUUAGGUAAUGAACUAGUAAAUAUUGUGAUUCCCAGAGAAGUAGUUUGGACUGCAAGGAGAAAUUAAAUAUGACAGAAGCAGAGAAUGUAGACGACGGUUUUCCAAAAAGUUGGUUACAAAAUGGUGAGAGAAGAUAAUGAAGAUGUUAUAGAACAUUUAUUCAGUUUUCUGUUACAAUACUAAAUUACCCUGAACUAAUCCAAGAAUUCUAUUGGAGGAUGAAAUAACUGAUCCAAGAGUUUAAUCGAAAGAUAAAAAACUAAUCCAAGGAGCCUGUCGGAGGAUAAAGAGUUUUUUUUUUCAAGAAGCUGCUUAGGUGUGACUCUGCCAAUACUCAUAACUUAUUCUGACAAUGUCGUGGAAGUUUUUAAAGAUGGACUAUAAUCACUUGAGAAGCUGCUCCGAAUGCGUUUGCACAUAGUUCCCAGCAAACUGAAUGUUUCAAACUAUUUCUUUACUUCUUUAUGGUUAACACUAUUGUCAUCUGAGUGGAAGAUAGCCCACCUCAAUACUCUUUUCGCAAUCAUCAGCGUGUGCAUAAACGGGAGUUUUAGUAAAUCGUUCCAAUGCCUCCGAUAAGGAUUCUCAACAGUGAUGCGAUGCAUGUGCCAAGGCGUUGGCGGGUUAUCGGAACAAUUUACUAAUACUCUCAAAAGGUACCACAGGAUAAGUGCCUAAAGUGUUUGAAAUGAACAAGGACUCAAUUAACGUGUCCAACAACGAUUAUCAAAUUAGCCUCUUUUGGGUAGACUUAUUCAAAUACUCGUUUUCUUCCACGCACAGUAUCCGACUGGAACAUACUGCCCUAACAUAUUGUUGAGCUGGGACACUGUUUCUUUGUUCCUAGACCUGCUCUUAUCAACUGUUAAAUUAUUUUUGUUAUCUAGUAUACCCUUGCUUUUCAGUGUCGUAGCAGGCUGCACUGUCAUCACUGUUUGGUCUUGCACCAUUACCUUUUUCUUUUUGUUGUGCAGCCUUUUUAACUGAUGUUGUACUACGUUUGUUGUACGGCAUUUCUUUUUGUACUGUUUCGCGUAUAUUUGCUCAUGCGGUGCUGUUUUUCUUGUUUUCCUUUGGGGUGUAAUCUAGUGAUUUUAUUUACAGCAUUGUAGUCAGAGUGGCAGCUAACACAUUUGAAAAUGCUCAAUCACUGGGGAUUUCGAGCACCCUGAAAUGACUGUUGAAUUAUAAUGAAUUGUUAACAUUUUAAUCCUGCAUAUAACCAGGAUCACACAGAAUGUUUCUGCUCAGUCUGUCUGUAUAUAGGUGUCUAUGGAUGUUUGUUAAUUUUGUCGGCAAUAUAUCAUUUUCUCAGUAUAUAUAUAGCGGGAAAACUUGCCCGCUAAGUUUAACAGUUUUCUGUUGUUUGAAACUAACAUUAAGAAUUCAAAAGCAGCCCUAUUAGAGAUAGUUUCUGUAGAAAAGGGUUUGUGCCAUGCUGCCAAGUUUUCCGCCUCUGAGCAUUGCUGGGCCGCAUAUCCGUGUUCCCUAGAAGUGGAUGAAAGAGCAGUUGACGAUGCAAGAUCAAUUUUUUCAUGUCCGGCCUCCGGGACAUGCUGAAAAUAUAAUCCCAGGAAAUUUCGGAAUAUUGUCAACGACGAAAUGUCUUUCAGUUUUAUUCAAGACUUGGAGGGUUUUGCGUGUCCAGCGUGGAAUGUGCCAACAAGUUAAACAAUUGUAUGUUUAUUGAAACUUUUUCUAUUGUUAGAGACCUAGUAAGUUAGUACCAGUGGACUGUGCCUGUUGUUUACAAAUGGAUGCUAUUUUUGCUAAUCCUGUUGGUAUAAUUAUGAUUAUAUAUAUACACCAAAACUGUCCUCUUCAAUAAAAAUCAACAAAAUUAUUCCAGCUUUCUCUUUUUUUUAAGAAUUUAAGAUAUAUAUUUUUUUUAUUCUACUAAAUUAUUGGAGCAGUCACUUAAGUUGUUCACCCUCAGAUUAUGAAGUGGGGAAGGUGGUUCCUAUAUCAGGAAUUCAUCCAAUAUAGAACAGUCCAUUUUAGUUCUAUUUAAUGUUUAUAGCACGCUGCCAGUGUAACAUUGACAAAAACUAGUGUGGCACCUACCAUAGUUUCCAGUUUGUAAACCACAUUUUUUUCUUUCCAAAUUUUUGUUGGUACGUUUUAUACAAUGGCAUGACUUACAUGCAUUAUUUUCUAUAAGAAUGUACCUUAAUUGCGAAAGUUUGCCACGGGGGUUAUAUUUCUCAUUCGAUUCGUUGACAAUAAUAUUGAUUGCUCUCGCUUGCACAUAUAUUGCAAUCACAGCACACGUAUGCGGGCUUUUCACUCGUUUUACCCUGCUGACUAUACAAACACAGGUGCAACUCUUAUAUCAAACUUUUUCUGAAAACGGCAAUUUAUAGGGGGAGAGGGGUACAGUUUACAGACCGAUAAAUAUGGUAUGUCUAGUAUUUCGAGAAAUUUAUUUUCGUAAUCCCAUUUUAUGCAUUCAAACAAUAGCUUAAUGCCCCUUUUAGAUGUCAUCGCUCCACUACAUACAUCAAUCGGUAUGUAGUGGGAAUUUCCUCAAAACUCGUUAACCGCCACAUUUCACUCAUCUUUCCCACCUCACAUGGCCAAAGUAUAUGGAACCACGUCCCCGAGUGUAUUGCUAACGAACACAAACCUUAUCUUGUUCAGAAAUGCUGUAUUUCGCUAACAUUUUUCGCAGCGAUCCAUGACGUGUUUGUUUGUUUGUUACUAUUGCUUUAUUAUUGUUGAUUUGUUAAAGAUUUACCAACUAUUUUGCCAAUGUAUUUGCUCUGAAGUGCCUUCAGGUAACGAGGGUGUAUUGGACAAAUAAAUGAACGAAUAAACCCACCGUUUUUGUUUGUGGCAUUGUGUCGGGUGUUUAGGGGGAAAAAAACCUUGCUUUUCUCGUUGUGAAAAUAAACUACAGACACUUUGCAGCAGCUGUGCAUGGGCGCUGCAAUAACUAAC
This is a messenger RNA of Ixodes scapularis (black-legged tick), 7041 nucleotides long. Its product is annotated as DNA replication licensing factor mcm2. The record is from RefSeq and is a predicted model, not a curated record. Lineage: Eukaryota; Metazoa; Arthropoda; Arachnida; Ixodida; Ixodidae. Gene Ontology annotation, molecular function: ATP binding; single-stranded DNA binding; 3'-5' DNA helicase activity. Gene Ontology annotation, biological process: mitotic DNA replication initiation; double-strand break repair via break-induced replication. The coding region runs from base 187 to 3126 and encodes 979 amino acids. The transcript has 7 exons. Gene Ontology annotation, cellular component: nucleus; MCM complex.